Messenger RNA from Trichoderma asperellum CBS 433.97, 1143 nucleotides. RefSeq lists its product as uncharacterized. Gene Ontology annotation, molecular function: lipase activity. NCBI's taxonomy places the organism in Eukaryota, Fungi, Ascomycota, Sordariomycetes, Hypocreales, Hypocreaceae. The record is from RefSeq and is a predicted model, not a curated record.
AUGGACGUCGUCCCGGAUCACCUCAGGAAACCGACAGUGCCGGAGCCAGACGACUAUGUCAACCCCUUGGAGGCCAGUUCCCGCUGGACCUUGAAUGCGCGUGCUCAGGCCAUCCGCUAUGCGUCCAGCCUCGGUUUCAGCAUCGCCAACCGCACUGAGCCCGCGGCUCCUACACCGUCCGCCGAGUUUUGGGCUGAUUCUACGCUCGCCGAAUGCAAGGGUCCCAAGAAGAUCAGGGUCGAGGUGUGGACGCCGCCUCGUCUGUCCAUCGGACCUCGAGCCGCUGUCAUCGCUCUGCAUGGAGGAGGAUGGAUUCUCGGCCAGGGAACCGAUAAUGCACGCUGGGCAUGCGCUGUCAUGACCUCGCUGGAUGCCGUCGUCUUCACCGUCAACUAUCGCCUGGCUCCCAACUAUCCGUUCCCGACCCCCAUCGAGGACUGUGUCGAUGCCAUCCUGCAGAUAGCCAAGCGCGCUGCCCAGUUUGGCAUCGACCCGAAUCGCAUGAUCCUCUCUGGCUUUUCCGCAGGUGCCACCACAGCCCUCUCAAGCUGGCUCAUCAUGAAUGACCCGUCGCGCUGGAAUUACACGCUGCCCUUUGCAGUCCCUCGCAUCACUGGCCUCGUGCUCUUCUAUCCCGGCCUAGAUUGGACCAUCAACAGGGCAGACAAGAGGCUGAGUUGCACUCGUCCCGACCUUACCCUAUCCAAGGGUUUGACAGAUCUCAUUGAUGCCUCUUACGUCUAUCCCCCAAUCCCUCGCCACGAACGCGCAGAUCUUCGGCUCUCCCCGGGCUUGAUGACGGAUGACAUUAUGAAAAAGCUACCGCCCGUCCAUCUCUGCUUGUGCGAGUAUGACAUGCUUCUCGCUGAGGGUACCCGCUUCGCAAAGAGACUGCAGAGCCUGAAAAAGACCGUUACUCUGCGUAUUGUUGCCGGCGAGAAGCAUGCAUGGGACUGCCCCCCGCCAAUGAUUCAAAAAGAGAGCGUGGAGGUCGAAUAUGCAGAGGCGACUCAGGCCAUAGCCAACUGGCUUGGUCAGGCGCACGACACUGACAGGGAGUCGAUGCGGUCCAUGAAGACAAAGCGUUUGCGGAUACCCCGGCCUAGUUUUUUGCUAAGGUCAAAAUCAGCUGGUCCGUUUUGA